Rhinolophus ferrumequinum (greater horseshoe bat) is the source of this 3191-nucleotide messenger RNA. It is a transcript of the gene CABLES2, whose product is annotated as Cdk5 and Abl enzyme substrate 2. The transcript is spliced from 10 exons. The record is from RefSeq and is a predicted model, not a curated record. Bases 1 to 1503 code for a protein of 500 amino acids. NCBI's taxonomy places the organism in Eukaryota, Metazoa, Chordata, Mammalia, Chiroptera, Rhinolophidae. Gene Ontology annotation, biological process: regulation of cell cycle.
AUGGCCGCGGCCGCGGCGGGUGGAGCCCCGGGCCCGUCCCCGGGCCCUGCCGCCAGGACCCCGCCGCCCGCCGGCCCCGGCCCCGCCGCCAGGGCCCCGCCGCAGACGCUGCGGAGGCGCGGGGACUCGCGGCGUCGCCAGGCCGCUCUCUUCUUCCUCAACAACAUCUCCCUGGACGGGCGGCCCCCGAGCCUGGGCCCGGGCUGCGAGAAGCCCCCGCCGCCGCCGCCGCCCGCCGAGGCCCGCGAGCCGCCCGCGCCGCCUCCGCCGCCGCCUCCGGGGCCCGCGCCAGCGCCCCCCGCCGGCCCGCCCGGCCUGCCGGUGCUCGCGGGCAGGACCUCGGCGCCGCAGGGCCUGUCCAGCCCCGCGCCCGCGCCCGCCGGCCUCGGCCUCGGCCUCAGCCUGAGCCUGGACGCACAGCGCCAGAGAAGGCGGGUCGCCUCCCAGCGCUGCUCCCUCGAGUUCCUGGAAGACGCAGCGGGCUGUGCCUCGGUUCAAAGAACCAAGCACAUAUCUGGGUCCCCCAGACACAAGGGCCUGAAGAAGACGCACUUCAUUAAGAACAUGCGGCAGUAUGACACCAAGAACAGCAGGAUCGUGCUGAUCUGUGCCAAGCGGUCCCUGUGUGCGGCCUUCUCAGUCCUGCCCUAUGGGGAAGGCCUGCGGCUCAGUGACCUGAGGGUGGACAGCCAGAAACAGAGGCAUCCAUCUGGCGGCGUGUCCGUUUCUUCCGAGAUGGUCUUUGAAUUGGAAGGCGUUGAGCUGGGAGCAGAUGGAAAGGUCGUAUCUUAUGCCAAGUUCCUGUACCCUACCAACGCCCUGGUCGCACACAAGACAGACGGCCACGGCCUGCCACCCCAGCCCCGGCCCAGCGUGCCCCGGGCUCUGCCGGGGUCAAGAUACAAACCUGCUGCCCCCAAGUCAGUGCCAGCUGGCACAGAACUAGGGAGUGAGGCGGGGGACACCCUGGAGUACAACCCCAACCUUCUGGACGACCCACAGUGGCCCUGCGGCAAGCACAAGCGGGUCCUCAUCUUCGCAUCCUACAUGACCACGGUGAUAGAGUACGUGAAGCCCUCUGACCUCAAGAAGGACAUGAAUGAGACCUUCCGGGAGAAGUUCCCACACAUCAGGCUGACACUGAGCAAAAUCAGGAGUUUAAAACGGGAGAUGCGGAACCUCUCUGAGGAGUGCAGCCUGGAGCCCGUGACGGUGUCCAUGGCCUACGUGUACUUCGAGAAGCUCGUCCUGCAGGGCAAGCUCAACAAGCAGAACCGCAAGCUGUGCGCAGGCGCGUGCGUGCUGCUUGCCGCCAAGAUCAGCAGUGACCUCCGCAAGAACGAAGUGAAGCAGCUCAUUGAUAAGCUAGAAGAACGGUUUCGAUUCAACAGGCGGGAUCUAAUUGGGUUUGAGUUCACAGUGCUCGUGGCCUUGGAACUUGCUCUCUACCUCCCCGAGAACCAGGUGUUACCUCAUUACAGACGCCUCACCCAGCAGUUCUAGCCGAGGCCGGCUGCCCAGACCACCCCUGGCGCUCCAAGCCCUCGCUGCUUGCUCAGUGCACCCAUAUUUGUGGGCCCAAAGCACUGCCCCAGGCACCAUUUUCUUCAUUCCAAAGCCCUACGGCACCCGGUAUUUCUGAGAGUAUUCCUGCGCUCGCACUGGCCCGUGUGGGGUUGUCACUGUCUUCGUCCACGUGCCCGUGAUCGCUCUGACAACCCCCCCUUGAUUCAUGUCGCAUGCAUCCUGACUUCACGGCAUCUGAUCCUUGGUGUUGCCUUGCCUUCCGGAAACUAUCGUAGCCACUGCACUAGUGUCGCAGUGACGAUCUGGGUUUCCAGAUGCUCUGAACACACUGAAAUUGCUCAAGUUAACGUACGGAAGCAUUAAUCAUGGCUAUUUCUGGUGUGUGGAUGUGGAAACCUAUGGCACACACCCCCACUCAGCCCUGCAAAGCCGUUGGGCUGGCCACGCCCCUCCCCACACCAAGUUGUGGCACCACGUUAUGCCAACAAGAGCAGACUCCUGGUUUGUAUUGCUGUUUUUACUCUUGGACCUGUUCUUCCAAGCAUCGUGUCACUGUGAAAUCCUGAAGCCUGAGUGUCAUGCACCCCACGUGGGGACCGCCCUUCCCCCACCAGGAAAACCCCGCGGGUCCACGACACUCUGGACCUUUAGAUGACUGCAUUGCUGGCUCUUGACCUUCCUAAGCAAUAUUGAUGGACAUAAGCAGCAGAUUGUCUUUUGGGAUGCUGCUGUGGUUUUUUUUUUUAAGGGAACAAAAACUGGUUAAGUGACAUGCACUGAAGCUGACUUGAAACUACACUUGAUUCCCAAGCGGGGAGAUGAGCACUUCACAGCCCCUGCACCCCACGGCACCACCUCUGUGAGGGUCAACAUCAAUGCCUUUUCUGAGGCAGGAAUAGAAGCUGGCCGCUGCAGCCUGUCCCACUAAGCAGACCCCAAGGGGUGGUGGUUGUCGCUUCUGUGGACAUCUGUACCCAACGUGGUCAGCUUUUCCCAGGUUUGUGUUCUCACAUGAAUGCUGUCUUGUCCAGUUCUCGUUUGCUGCCCCCAAAAUACCUAAGAACCAAGGAUUGGUGUGUCAGCUGGUCUGAAAAAUGCCCGUUGGCUGGGCCAUUAAGCUGCUUCCCUACUGUGCUGUAUAGAACCUUGUCACUGGAGGGGCCCUGGGACAGUCCCCACCUGUGUCCUCUCCCUGUGGACCGGUGCUUUUGCCGGGAGAAGAGGCCAGUUCCCAUCACAGCACGCGACCACCAGCAACUCAGCCUAGACCCCAGCAGACGUGCAUGUGUUGUUCCUUCUUCCCCAGCCACUCAGGUGGGCUAAGGGAGGCUGCAGGGCAGGAUGGACAAAGCCCAGGCCCGUAUCGCAGCCUUAUUUAUUGCGGAGUGCCUCCCUCUCCUUUCCGAGACAGCUCCCUAACCCCAACAUGCACGCCAGAUGGAGUGGAGGAUGGAAGCUGCUCGGCCCCGGGCAACUUUCUUCUGGAAAACCACCUGUCCUGCCACCAUAGCAUCUCAAGGAUACUUCCGUUUCAAGCACUGACGGGACUGCCUUUCAAAACAGUGUAUGUCCUGGUUUACAACUUAGCCUCGAGGGACCCGUCUCCUUGGGAAUUUCUUUACUGAUAUUACAACAGCUGAUAAAUACAAUAAUUUAAGUUUGCA